ACCAACCUAAACGUUGGUAGAGAAAAAAGAAAAUUGCAAUGAGAUCUUCCUCCAGGAUGGGGCCUUCAGCCCAUCUCACUUGCGCUCUAGGCGUUAUCAUCAUGGCAACAAUGGUUGCUGCAUAUGAACCAUACAGCUUGCCACCACUCCCGUCAUAUUCAUAUUCGCCAUCUCCGGUAGAAUACAACACCCCUCCGCUACCAUAUAUCCACAGUUCUUCACCACCGCCACCACUAUACUAUUCUCCAUCACCAAAGGUCGAUUACAAAUCACCUCCUCCACCGUAUGUAUACAGUUCCCCACCACCGCCAUACUACUCUCCAUCACCUAAAGUUGACUACAAAUCUCCCCCACCACCAUAUGUCUACAGUUCUCCACCACCACCACCAUAUUACUCACCAUCUCCUAAAGUCGAGUACAAGUCUCCCCCACCACUAUAUGUAUACAGUUCUCCACCACCACCUCCAUACUAUUCUCCAUCGCCAAAGGUAGAGUACAAGUCUCCACCACCACCAUAUGUCUAUAGUUCUCCACCACCACCACCAUAUUACUCACCAUCUCCUAAAGUCGAAUACAAGUCUCCCCCACCACCAUAUGUAUACAGUUCUCCACCACCACCUCCAUACUACUCUCCAUCACCAAAGGUAGAGUACAAGUCUCCACCACUACCAUAUGUCUACAGUUCUCCACCACCACCACCAUAUUAUUCACCAUCUCCUAAAGUUGAGUACAAGUCUCCCCCACCACCAUAUGUAUACAAUUCUCCACCACCACCUCCUUACUACUCUCCAUCACCAAAGGUAGAUUACAAAUCUCCUCCACCACCAUAUGUCUACAGUUCUCCACCACCACCACCAUACUACUCACCAUCUCCUAAAGUUGAAUACAAGUCUCCUCCACCACCAUAUGUUUACAGCUCCCCACCACCACCACCAUACUACUCACCAUCUCCUAAAGUUGAAUACAAGUCUCCUCCCCCACCAUAUGUAUACAGUUCUCCACCACCACCAUAUUACUCACCAUCUCCUAAGGUUGAAUACAAGUCUCCUCCACCACCAUAUGUUUACAGCUCCCCACCACCACCACCAUACUACUCACCAUCUCCUAAAGUUGAGUACAACUCUCCUCCACCACCAUAUGUUUACAGCUCUCCACCACCACCAUACUAUUCACCUUCUCAUAAGGUGUACUACAAGUCUCCUCCACCACCAUAUGUCUACAACUCUCCUCCACCACCAUACUACUCACCUUCCCCUAAGGUUUACUACAAGUCUCCUCCACCACCGUAUGUCUACAGCUCGCCACCACCACCAUAUUAUUCUCCAUCUCCUAAGGUUGUAUACAAGUCUCUUCCUCCACCAUAUGUUUACAACUCUCCACCACCACCAUACUACUCACCUUCCCCUAAGGUGUACUACAAGUCUCCUCCACCACCAUAUGUGUACAACUCUCCACCACCACCAUACUACUCACCUUCUCCUAAAGUUUACUACAAGUCUCCUCCACCACCAUAUGUAUACAGCUCGCCACCACCACCAUACUACUCUCCAUCUCCUAAGGUUGUAUACAAGUCUCCCCCUCCACCAUAUGUUUACAGCUCACCACCACCACCAUAUUAUUCACCUUCUCCUAAGGUACAUUACAAGUCUCCUCCACCACCGUAUGUUUACAGUUCUCCACCACCACCAUAUGUCUAUAGCUCUCCACCGCCACCAUACUAUUCACCAUCCCCUAAAGUUCUUUACAAAUCUCCACCACACCCACAUGCAUGUGUCUGCCCACCACCUCCUCCAUGUUAUGCUCCUUCACCAAAAGUAAUAUACAAGUCUCCUCCUCCACCAUAUGUUUACAACUCUCCGCCACCACCAUAUUACUCACCUUCUCCUAAAGUGUACUACAAGUCUCCUCCACCACCAUAUGUCUACAACUCUCCACCUCCACCACCAUACUACUCUCCAUCCCCUAAAGUAGACUACAAGUCUCCUCCACCUCCAUAUGUUUACAGUUCUCCACCACCACCAUACUACUCACCUUCCCCUAAGGUGUACUACAAGUCUCCUCCACCACCAUAUGUCUACAACUCUCCACCACCACCAUAUUACUCACCUUCCCCUAAGGUUUACUACAAGUCUCCUCCACCACCAUAUGUCUACAACUCUCCACCCCCACCACUAUACUACUCUCCAUCCCCUAAAGUAGACUACAAGUCUCCUCCACCUCCAUAUGUCUACAAUUCUCCACCACCACCUUAUUAUUCUCCUUCUCCAAAAGUUGAAUAUAAAUCUCCACCACCACCAGCUACAUAUUACUGAAAACCAGUAAAUGUGACCCUUAAAUGAGCAAUUGAAUGUUAUUUGAUUUCAUAUUUGAUUUCUUUUCUUGUUGUAACAUGCAUGUAUCCAAUCAAUUUCAAUUUUCUUGGAAUAUCUUAAUAAUUUGGUUACAAGUCCUUCAUAUGGUUUUGUGUGUGUUAUUUAUCUACAUAGUGAACUUUUCAGA
Molecule: messenger RNA, 2499 nt
Organism: Raphanus sativus (radish)
Lineage: Eukaryota; Viridiplantae; Streptophyta; Magnoliopsida; Brassicales; Brassicaceae
Product: extensin-2-like
Exons: 1
Coding region: 39-2312 (757 amino acids)
Biological process (GO): plant-type cell wall organization
Molecular function (GO): structural constituent of cell wall
Source: RefSeq, a predicted model, not a curated record